Molecule: messenger RNA, 2642 nt
Organism: Anastrepha obliqua
Lineage: Eukaryota; Metazoa; Arthropoda; Insecta; Diptera; Tephritidae
Product: ATP-dependent RNA helicase DDX24
Exons: 10
Coding region: 91-2565 (824 amino acids)
Cellular component (GO): nucleolus
Molecular function (GO): RNA helicase activity; ATP binding; nucleic acid binding
Source: RefSeq, a predicted model, not a curated record
GCAGAGAACGUUAAAUAUGUCAAAAAGUCAUUUGUUUUUUACAAGUGAUUAAAAAUUAAAUAAAUUGUGACGAUCCUCAGUUAAAACAAAAUGCCUGCAGCCAAAACAAAAAAAAUUAAACUCGGUGCAAAACCUUAUAAAGUAGUCACUACCGGAGAUGCACUCGAGAAGAAAGCUUGGGAGAAAGUAAAAAUCAAGGGCAAUAUAAUCUCGGAUGAUGGUGGCGGAUUUGAAGGGCUAAUUGGUUUAGAAGUGUUGGAAGAAUAUGACCCCAAAUUAGUGGAAACAGCAAAAGGAAAACGCACUAGAAAGGAGAAGCGUAUGGAUCGAAAGGCAGAUGCCAAAAAGCGUAAGGUGAUGAAACAGUCUAAUGAUGAGGAAGAGUCACAAGAGGACACAGAAACAGAACAUGAAGCAAUUACCGAAACAACUAGGUCCAAAAGCAGAAAGGAACGUCUAGCAGAACGCAAAUUGAUGUUAAUAGAGAAACGUAGAGAGAAACGUGAAAAGCGUAAACAAAAGAAGAGUGCCAAUAAAGAAAUCAAAGAUGGGAAGCCUACCCAAAAAGAUGCUUUGGGUAAUGAAGAGUAUCCCGCAGAUCGGUUUGCUUUGCUUAGGCCACCAGCAUUAACGGACGAUAAAAUGGAUGAUAAUCAUAGCGACGAUGACACCGAGCCUCCAAAAUUAGUUAGCUCAUCAGCGUUGACCGUUGAUGAUUUAGAGGGUUGGAAUGGUUUAGGGGUUCCACAUGCCGUUCUUCGUGCAAUUGCUGACAGGGGUUUCAAGUCCCCAACAGAAAUUCAAGCCAUGACCCUACCUGCCGCCAUUUUAGGCAAGAAGGAUAUACUGGGUGCAGCAGAGACCGGCAGUGGUAAAACACUAGCUUUUGGCAUUCCAAUUUUAGCUGGUAUCAUGGAGUUGAAAUCGAAAAACGUACGCAGCGGCAUACGCAAAGCUCCAAAAGUGAAAGGCCAAAAACCGGAACUUCAAACCAAGCCAGUGAAAGAAAAUCGGGAGUUAACACCUCCACCAGAAGAGCUUGAUUUCUAUCCAUCUUUACCUACAGAAGACGAAGCAAGUGAAUCCGACGAGGAUGUGGAACAUAAUGGCCCCCUUUAUGCGGUUGUACUGACACCAACGCGUGAGUUGGCGGUGCAAGUCAGAGAACACUUGGUGGCGGCAGCAAAAUACACUGGCAUUAAAGUGGCAGCAAUUUUCGGCGGUUUGGCCGUAGCAAAGCAAGAGCGUUUGCUUAAACAGUGCCCCGAAAUUGUGGUCGCAACACCAGGACGCUUGUGGGAACUUUUUGAACAAGAAAAUCAACAUUUAAGUAAAAUGGAGGACAUAAGUUUUUUAGUCAUUGAUGAAACUGAUCGCAUGGUGGAAAAGGGUCAUUUUGAAGAGUUACGAAGCCUUUUAAAAGUGUUAAACGCGAAUGAAGAAAAGAAGCAAACACGACAAAAUUUUGUGUUUUCCGCGACAUUAACACUAGUGCAUGAUUUACCCGAACAUAUGCAGCGAAGAAAUGUUGGAAAACGGCCAAAAUUUCUCAAACAAACACCGGGAAUGAAAAUUCAGAGCCUUAUUGAAGAGCUGGGCAUAUCCCAACCUAAAAUAGUAGACAUUACCAGAAGCCAACAGACCGCUCAGAACCUCACCGAAUGCCGUCUAAUUUGUUCAAUUGAUCAAAAGGACUACUAUCUCUACUACUUCCUACAACGUCAUCCAGGGCGUACAAUUGUUUUCUGCAAUUCCAUCGAUUGUGUGAAACGCUUGGCCACCCUCUUCGGUCUAUUGGAAUGUGCUCCUUUGCCGUUGCACGCGAGCAUGAUACAAAAGCAACGUCUGAAAAACCUAGAAAGAUUCCGUGACAACUCCAAUGGUCUUCUAAUAGCCACCGAUGUAGCAGCACGUGGCCUGGAUAUCCCAAAUGUGGAACAUGUGAUACACUAUCAAGUUCCCCGGACUAGCGAAAAUUAUGUGCACCGUUCAGGGCGCACAGCACGUGCAAAUAAAAAUGGCAUUACUGUAAUGUUCAUGGAACCAGGAGAAGUGAAGAACUACGUAAAACUCUAUAAAACAUUGGAUAGAUCGGAGGACUUACCCCUGUUUCCGGUUUCUGAGAAAUAUCUGCGCGCUGUGAAGGAACGUGUUACCUUAGCUCGCGAAGUAGAUAAGCAGGAAUUGAAAAUACGACGCGCGCAAAGCGAAAUCGGUUGGAUGAAAAAACACGCAGAGGAGAUGGAUAUGAUUAUCGACGGUUUCAAUGACGAAUCCGGAAGCGACCAGGAUGAUGAAGAUGCUUUUGUGGUCGAGAGAAGACGAGAUCGGUUGCAUUUAGAAAAUAUUCGAGCACGACUUAGAUCUUUGCUAGUGAAACCAAUGUUCCCCAAAGGCUUCAGUUUUAAAUAUCCAACUAGCACUGGACAAUUACAAGUGCCAGACAUUGGCAUACCAACCUCAGGCAAUGAACAGGGCAGCGCCGUAAAUGUAAUGAAAGCAGCUAUUGAAGAUUUGAAGCAGGCAAAAAAAGAGCGGAACAAGAAAAGAAAAUUACUUUCAUAAAAUUUCGUAUUUAAUAUGGGUUGUUUUAUUUGUUUGUGUUUUGUAAUAAAAUAAUACAAUGAACUAUUAAGAUGAAA